GUCAACCAAAGGUAAAGAGGCAUUUGUGUGGUGCUAUAUGAGAAGAUUUUAACGUUAGUGCGUCGCCACAACAUAUCUCUAUGUGUGUCCGUCCAUAUCCUGUGUUAGUUGAGCUCUGUGUACUGUAGUUUAGGGUUAGCCGCAUGCUGUGACUGGUCCUGUCGUCGAGCCGCAGCUACAAUGUUGCCCUCCGCCUGUACCGCGGUCCGGUCUGCUGUCAGGCUGCUGCCACGGACAAGCUGGAGUCAAGGAUGUGUGUCAUGCCCUUGCAGAAACAUUUCUGUGAAACCAGGAGGUUUGAAACCAAAGGCCCUUCCUCCUCGGUACCUGGGCCAGCCCAGCCCUUUCUCUCACCCACACAUCAUCAAAUAUGGUGAGGUGACCCCAGGCUUGAGCCAGACAGAAUAUGAGUUCCGCAGACACAGACUGGCAUCACUUAUCGAGGCCCAGCAAGACAGACUGGGACCCUCUGCCUCCUCUGGCAACCACGUGGUCAUUGUUUUGUCCCAUCCGACCCGCUACAUGACCAAUGACAUCCCUUAUCCCUUCCACCAGAACCAGGAUUUCCUCUACCUCAGUGGCAUGUUAGAGCCCGACAGUGCCUUGGUUCUUUAUGGGAAAGGGCGACCAGACCAGUCCAUCUUGUUCGUCCCCCGCAGAGACCCAGGGAGAGAGCUGUGGGACGGGCCCCGCUCAGGGAAGGAUGGGGCGGCCGCUUUGACCGGCAUUGAGAGAGUUCAUAGCACAGAAGAACUGGGUGUUGUGCUCAAGAGCCUUAAAGGCACUCUGUUGUGGUACGACACUUCUCAACCAGCCCACCCUCGGCUUCACCAGGCGCAUGUGGCUCCCGUGCUAGAGGCAGGGCCAAUUGCGCAUUCUCUCAGACCCCUCUUACACUCUCUCAGGGCCAUCAAGAGCUCAGCAGAGGUGGCACUCAUGCAGGAAGCAGGUCGCAUCACUGCACAGGCUUUCAGGAGGACGAUGGCUCUGUCUUGUGGAGACGUGGAUGAAGCUGUGCUCUUUGCUAAGUUUGAUUUUGAGAAUCGGAUCCAUGGCGCCAACUUCCUGGCUUAUCCGCCUGUGGUUGCUGGAGGAAAUCGAGCCAAUACUCUGCACUACAUAAACAACAACCAGAUUAUCAAGGAUGGAGAAAUGGUGCUGCUCGAUGGCGGUUGUGAAUACUUCGGUUAUGUCAGUGAUGUCACACGAACAUGGCCAGUGAAUGGAAAGUUCAGCCCUGCCCAGGCCGAGCUGUACGAGGCUGUCCUGGAGGUCCAGCGCUCCUGUUUGUCUCUGUGUUCCCCAGGCGUCAGUCUAGAUCACAUCUACAGCACAAUGCUGGCUCUGCUGGGACGACAGCUCAGGCAGCUAGGUAUCAUCAAGGCCAGUACCAGUGAUGCUGAUGUUCUGAAGGCUGCGCGGCGGUACUGCCCACAUCACGUUGGUCAUUACCUGGGCAUGGAUGUCCAUGACACUCCUGAGCUGUCCCGCUCACAGCCUCUACAGCCGGGAAUGGCCAUCACCAUAGAACCAGGGUUGUACAUCAGCGAGGACAACGAUCAGGCCCCAGAACGUUUCCGCGGCCUGGGUAUCAGGAUUGAGGAUGACGUGGUGAUCCAAGACAAGGGAGGCCCUCUGAUUCUGUCGUCUGAUGCACCGAAGACCAUCGCUGACGUAGAGCAGGCCUGCGCCCAGAGAUAGGGCAGGGAGAGACAGACAAGUGACCAAGUGAGCCACAGCAGUCGAUGGCAGGCAGUGUGCUGUGAUUUUCAACUGUCUCCACGGUGAUCACGUCAUCAGGCUCAGGGCCCAGGUACAUGAAAGGUGGGAGCACACUGUGGUUUGCAAGACUGUGGUUUUAGUCUCAGCAAAGCCGCGAAAAAUGUAGAAACGUGGUGUGGAGGAUCAUUGAUUUUUGUGGACGAUGAUCUGCCUAAGUAUUCAAAGCAACACAGGGGAUUCAUGUUUUGUUGGCAAGUUCUCCCACACCACUGUCUUCAGUAAAAUUAGCUGUUGUCAACAUGUUACUGAACAAGAUGCUGCACCCAUUACACUUAUCAAUCCUGCAGAAGACUGUAAGUUCCAAAGCAGAAAACCAAACAUGAUGUUGUUUCCAUAUAUCUACAGUAAACGUGGAUUUAGUUACAGUGUUAUAGUCUACGUAGUGGUCGUGUACUACAUUGUUAUGUCAGGUACAGCGAUGCCAAUACAUCCAUCAAGUAUUGCAAUGGUGCUAUCAGCAGGUUAAAUAUGAUGCCUGAACUCUAAAUUAAAACCUAGAAACAUCUGUUAACCUUUCUCAUCAAGACUGAACCCAGUGUUAACCAUGCCAGCAUUUUUUUUGUGACAGACUGAUGAACCAAUCGCAAAAAAAUGUCAGCUUCUUUAAAUCAAUUUACUCCACACCAUGUUGUUCAGUAUGACCACCAUCAUGGCUCACCAAGAUAUGGUGCUAUGUUUAUUGUCUCACUCAAAUAACUUGUAAACCCUACAUACACACGCUUAAUUUCUCUCUUACACACAAAAAUACACAGUUGCUAUCAUUCAACUCGUGCCGCAAUACACAGGAUCUAAACAUGUUGAACAUUCAUUCACUGUGUUGUUUGAAUGCUCAGAAAUUACAUGUUUAUGCUCACAAGUAAUGAAUAAAGAGGACUCUGUCCCAAGGAGGUGCUCCUGAUAAAUCUGGAAUGAUAACGAUUAUACAAAUGCACUGAAAUCAUUUCAGAAGUAUACAUUUAUAAGAGAUUGUAUGUGUGUGUUCUCCUUUAAAGAAAAUUGUGUAUAUGUAUUAAAAAGAUCUCUAUUCUUUCAUAACUAAUAAAUUAUUUUGGUUUGAUGCAACUUACUUAUGACGACAUGAUGGGAAAAAUGAUGAUGGUGAUAAUAAUAGUGGCUGCAUUGAAAUUAGAUUUGAACAGGAUGGAAAGUUCCCCUCAGUUUUUUGGAGAUGAAGAUGGACCAAGACAA
Molecule: messenger RNA, 2970 nt
Organism: Scomber scombrus (Atlantic mackerel)
Lineage: Eukaryota; Metazoa; Chordata; Actinopteri; Scombriformes; Scombridae
Gene: xpnpep3
Product: X-prolyl aminopeptidase 3, mitochondrial
Exons: 11
Coding region: 181-1701 (506 amino acids)
Cellular component (GO): mitochondrion
Molecular function (GO): manganese ion binding; metalloaminopeptidase activity
Source: RefSeq, a predicted model, not a curated record